Molecule: messenger RNA, 1095 nt
Organism: Nicrophorus vespilloides
Lineage: Eukaryota; Metazoa; Arthropoda; Insecta; Coleoptera; Silphidae
Gene: mRpL45
Product: probable 39S ribosomal protein L45, mitochondrial
Exons: 4
Coding region: 96-1076 (326 amino acids)
Cellular component (GO): mitochondrion
Source: RefSeq, a predicted model, not a curated record
GUUGGUAUAACAAAUUUCGGCAACUUCAGAUGCUUGAUGUUCCCUUUUGAGGUUAUAUUUUGAUCUUAUUAGAAUUACUAAGAAUUAGAUUGAAAAUGUCCUUAAGAUUAUUAAAUAAAGUUGGGAUUCAAUUCCUGCAGGAAACAUCAGUUAAUUUUUUGGCCCCAAUUGCAAGCACCUCAAUAAAUGUUCAGCAAGUCAGGCAUAGAAGAACAAAACAUUGGGACCCAAAAUGGAAACCUCUUAGAACUCUCAAAGUUGUUAAAGUUGAGUUACCAAAGUUCAAUGAAAAUACGGAAGACUUGACUGAAGAAGAAAUGAGGUCUCGCUUGAAGGAGCAAGGCUUGUUACCACCCAGGCCUUGGUUGGAGAAGCCAUUCUUUAUAAGUUCCACUGGUGGUGUAUUUGAAGGAUACGUUCCACCUGAAGGUGAUGGAAAAGUUUCCCCAAUUUCUGCUCAAGGAGCAAAGCAAAAAUUGCAAUUUUUGGAGAAAAAAUCCAAAACAAUGUUGGCUAUUAGAAAAAUUCGAUCAUUUGAGGAAGAUUUUGACACUCCAGAGUUCUGCAAAGCUGCACAAAAUGUAUAUAUUAAAAUGCAUGAAUGUAUGGCCUCUGGGGAUAAGGAAACUAUCCAACAAUAUAUCACUGAAAGAGCCUACCCUGAGGUUAUGCACAACAUGAAAAACAAGACAAUUCGAUGGAAAUACUUGAAAGACGUUGAGUUGCCAAGAGUUGUACAUGCUAGAUGUACUGAUGUAGUCUCAAAGGAGAAUAUUUUUGCGCAAGUCACAGUUCGUUUUCACACGCAACAAGUAUUAGCAAUUUACGAUAGAUUUGGAAGAUUGAUGCACGGAAGUGAAAUAAUAGCAAAGGACGUCUUGGAAUAUGUAGUAUUCGAGAAGCACUUAGCCAACGAGUACGGUCUUUGGAGAGUGCACGAUAAGAUUAUUCCUGAUUGGAUGCCACCUAAGGAACCAACGAGUUUAACAUUUGAGAAACCACAGCUAAACAUAAUUGAAUCUAAGGAGAAGGAAUUAGUUGAUAAAGAAAAGAAACCAGCAGAAAUUGCUGCAUAGUUUAAUAAUUUUAUUUAGU